CUUAUGGCCUUUUAUGCCGCCACUGGACUUUGGGAAGCCACCGACCCGAGCCAUCGUGGUUGCAGUCUCGGCCACCCUUGUGCCGUGACGGGCGCAAGGACAUGUGCACGGACAUCAUACCUUGCGAAAUUUCACCACUUUUAUGGAAGCUGUGUGAACUGGAGUCCCAAUCACAUCUUCUGUGCCGAGCUGAACUCUGAUGAUGAGAGACGAGCGUUCCCGGCAUGUGCCGAUUGCGGUGUUCUCAUUGAGAUCCAAGGGCUAAUUCUUGCCAACCGAAGACUACUGGAUGACAAAACCCAAGUCACUACGGAUGAGGAAUUUCGUAUCGUGCAGAGGAGCCUAAGCGGAUACCUACGGGCGUAUCAGUUAAGGAGGGAUGCCCACAUUCGGGAUCUGACAAACGCAAAGAAUGGCUUGCUUGAGGCGGAGUUACAGUAUGUCAAAACCGGC
This is a messenger RNA of Colletotrichum godetiae, 453 nucleotides long. RefSeq lists its product as uncharacterized. The transcript has a single exon. The record is from RefSeq and is a predicted model, not a curated record. The annotation marks the transcript as partial. NCBI's taxonomy places the organism in Eukaryota, Fungi, Ascomycota, Sordariomycetes, Glomerellales, Glomerellaceae.